This is a messenger RNA of Nymphaea colorata (pocket water lily), 1233 nucleotides long. RefSeq lists its product as uncharacterized. The transcript has 4 exons. Lineage: Eukaryota; Viridiplantae; Streptophyta; Magnoliopsida; Nymphaeales; Nymphaeaceae. Bases 118 to 912 code for a protein of 264 amino acids. The record is from RefSeq and is a predicted model, not a curated record.
GAUGCAACGAUAUCAUUCUCAGCAAUUCUUCUCUUUCUUCUCAUCCACCAGACCAGAGAGGGAGGGAGACGGAGAGGCAGAGAGAGGGGAAGGGAGAGGAUUCUGGGGAAGGAGGCGAUGGCGGAGGCGCAAGGGGUGAGUGAAGGUGCAGGUGCUGCGCCUACGAUCGUCUCCUCACCGUCACCCAAGUUUCCCCUGACCGUUUAUGAGGUGGCCGCCGCCUCCACCAUCGUGGUGGGAUCCGUCCUGGGUCUCUUCUGCGUUUACUUGACGAUGCCCGCCGCAGACUACGGUUUCCUAAAGUUUCCACAAACGCUUGAAGAUCUCCAGCUUCUUCGGGAUGACCUCGAAAGUUACACGCGGGAUUAUACCAUACAGGUGCUGGUGGGUUACUGUGCUGUGUACAUCUUCAUGCAAACAUUCAUGAUCCCAGGAACUGUGUUUAUGUCAUUGCUUGCUGGAGCGCUUUUUGGAGUCCUUAAAGGUGUUGCUUUGGUUGUUUUUAAUGCCACCGCUGGCGCAUCAUCUUGCUAUUUCCUAUCGAAGUUGAUAGGGAGGCCCCUCGUCUUCUCAUUAUGGCCAGACAAACUGACCUUCUUCCAAGCACAAGUUGCCAAAAGAAAAGAAAAGCUUCUGAACUACAUGCUCUUUCUAAGAGUAACCCCCACCCUGCCCAACACAUUCAUAAAUGUAGCAUCACCAAUUGUAGAUGUGCCUUACCAUAUAUUCCUUCUUGCAACAUCGAUUGGCCUUAUCCCAGCUGCUUAUGUGACUGUAAGGGCUGGGCUGGCUCUCGGUGAACUAAGAUCACUAGCUGAUCUUUAUGACAUUCAGGCCCUCGCAACACUCUUCUUCAUUGGGAUCGUCUCCGUGACUCCCACAUUAAUGAACAAGACUGACACCUCUCCGUGAAAUCAAUAUUUUGUCAUGCCUGUUUCUGCAUUCUCAGCUGAAUGCAGUCGUUGCAGUGAUGCACGUGUUUGUACAGUUGAAUUUACUGAUCAUUAUUGCCUCACACGAAUUCCUGUGUUCCUACUAUGGCACUGGGAAAAAAUUUACAUACCAGUAAAUUCGUCUACAAAUCGGCAAAAUUGUUGGGUAAUUCUUAUGCAAUGUGGCUUGUUCGAGCAAUAUGUAAUUCAAUAUGCUUCCAGUGAAAUGUAAAUAUUUAUGCAGUUAAAAUGCUAGUAUGACCCUGAGUUUUAGUGGUUGCUGUGGGCCACUGUUCUUGCA